Osmerus eperlanus (European smelt) is the source of this 4042-nucleotide messenger RNA. It is a transcript of the gene col21a1, whose product is annotated as collagen, type XXI, alpha 1. Bases 171 to 3068 code for a protein of 965 amino acids. The transcript has 29 exons. NCBI's taxonomy places the organism in Eukaryota, Metazoa, Chordata, Actinopteri, Osmeriformes, Osmeridae. The record is from RefSeq and is a predicted model, not a curated record.
GGAGAGGGCAGGCUCUCACUCAGAGGAGCAGCGUUUGUGGAGCUGAAGUGUCCAGAGCUGAUCACUGCAGCCAUGGCCAGAGGACCCCUGUGAGACUGGACACACACUGACACGAGAGCGCCACACACUCUCUCCUCUGGUGCUCGGGUGGAGCCUGCUUGGUCAGCACCAUGGCCAGCAGGCCCAGGGGAACGGGCCGUGUCCUGCGCUGGCUGGGCUUCCUGUUGCUCCACAUGGUCUGCACCGCACAGGACGAGGACAUGAGACUCAGUUGCAGAACUGCUGCCAGUGAUCUGGUCUUCAUCCUGGACGGCUCAUGGAGUGUAGCUGACGUUAACUUUGAGCUUGUGAAGCGUUGGCUGGUGAACAUCACCACCAGCUUCAACAUUGGACAGAAGUUCACCCAGGUGGGGGUGGUCCAGUACAGCGAUGACCCCAUCCUCCACAUCCCUCUGGGGAAGCAUUUCUCCAGCAAGGACCUCAUCAAGGCUAUGGAGUCCAUUGAGUACAUGGGAGGCAACACCAGAACCGGAACAGCCAUCAAGUUCGCCACAGACAAACUGUUCGGUCUGGCGGAGCGAGGGCCGAAGGGCCUGGCCCGGAUCUCUGUGGUGCUCACCGACGGCAAGUCUCAGGAUGAGGUUUUGGCGGCGGCGGAGGACGCCAGGAAGAAGGGAAUUAUCCUGUUUGCGAUCGGCGUGGGCUCGGAGACGGAGGCGGCCGAGUUGAAGGCGAUCGCCAACAAGCCGUCCUCCACCUACGUGUUCUCCGUGGAGGAUUACAAGGCCAUCUCCAAGAUAGGCGAGGUCAUACGACAGAAGCUGUGUGAAGAGACUGUGUGUCCGUCCAGAAUCUCGGUGAAUUCUCGUGACGAGAAAGGCUUUGACCUCCUGCUGCACCUGAGCCUUUCCCAGAAGGCCAAGAAGACGCAGGGCUCCUACUACGGCAGCCGAGCCUACCAGGUGACGCCUCGCGUGGACCUGAGUGAGAACACCAGGUCCUUGUUCCCAGACGGCCUGCCCCCCUCCUACGUGUUUGUGUCCACGCUGAAGUACCGGGGCUCGGUCACCAUGGAGGAGUGGGACCUGUGGAGGAUUCAGACCCUGGACGAGAAGCCCCAGAUGGCCGUGACGCUCAGCGGCGUCCGGCGCACCAUCAUGUUCACCACCACCAGCCGCCACCCCAGCGGCAUCCAGACCGUGGUGUUCCAGAAGCAGCCGGCCAAGAAGCUGUUUGACGAGUCGUGGCAUCAGCUUCGCCUCCUGGUGACGGAGCAGGAAGUGACUCUGUACGUGGACGACCUGGAGAUCGAGACCUUGCCCCUGGAGCCCCCGGUCGGGAUCUUCAUCAACGGCAGAACUCAAGUUGGAAAGUACGUCAGCAAGGAGACCACGGUGCCGUUUGAGAUUCAAAAAAUGAGGAUCUACUGUGACCCGGAGCAGAACGACCGCGAGACCGCCUGUGAGAUCCCCGGAGUGUGCUCCAAUAUCCCGAUGGACAUGGACCCCACCCCGGAGCCCUGUCUGUGUCCCCCUGGACCUCCUGGCCUCCAGGGCACCCAGGGGGAGCCGGGGAAGCCGGGGAUCCCCGGGCAGGCUGGUCCCGCUGGUGCAGACGGUAAGCCUGGCGCCCCUGGCAACAGAGGAGCUCCGGGUGCACAAGGCUCUCCAGGAGCUGAGGGAGCCAGGGGAGUGGCGGGAUACAAGGGAGAGCAAGGAAGUCUGGGUGAUUCGGGUGAGAGGGGUGUUCCUGGGUUGCCUGGACCAAUGGGCCAAGCAGGUGAAAAGGGUGCCUCAGGCCUACCUGGAGGGGCGGGGCUUCCAGGAAAGGAUGGCCAGGCGGGGGAGAAAGGUAACCAAGGCCUGCCUGGGACACCUGGGUAUGCAGGAGAACCAGGUUUACCUGGAAGAGAUGGGAAGAAUGGGCUCCCGGGGAGGACCGGGCAGAAGGGUGACGCAGGGGUCAUGGGCACCCCUGGUCAGGACGGAAGAGAAGGGCAUCCGGGUAUGCCUGGUCAACCUGGAGCAGCAGGUGCUACGGGAUAUAAGGGAGAAGCUGGUUUACCAGGAAUAAGGGGCUCUAAAGGGUCAGUUGGAAUGCCUGGUGAUCUUGGGUUUCCUGGGGUUCCUGGACCUUCUGGACAAACUGGACCGAAAGGUAACCACGGUGACAGUGGACAGCCAGGAACCCCAGGACCCCCUGGACCAGAGGGCAAGCCAGGAGAGCCAGCGACGCCAGGCCAGCCGGGGCACCCUGGCAUGCCCGGCCUACAGGGACACAAGGGGCAGAGGGGAGACCCUGGUGGGAGUGGGGGAGAGGGGAUGAAAGGGGAGAGAGGAGAACAUGGCAGAACUGGGACACCAGGAUCCUCUGGCCCAUCUGGACAAAAAGGAGAGAAAGGGACUUCGGGAGAAACGGGGGAGCGUGGUCCAGGGGGCCACCAGGGCCAGCCAGGGGUGCCGGGCCAGACAGGUCCCUCCGGGCCCCGGGGACACGCCGGGGACGCGGGGCUCCCGGGGGUCCCUGGACAAGAGGGACGACCAGGGAGGGAGAUGUCAGAGACGCACAUUCAGCAGAUCUGCAGAGAGCUGCUCCGAGCGGAGAUCCCCAGCCUGGUGCUUAGCAACAUGAACCAGCAGAGGAGCUGUGAGGAGUGCCACAGCAGGGUGGGAGCCCCGGGCCCCACCGGCCCCUUGGGGCCCCAGGGCUCCCGGGGGUUCCCUGGCCUGCCUGGCUCCAGCGGCCAGCCUGGGCGCCCCGGCCUGCCUGGCCGGCCUGGGUUAAGGGGCCUGAAAGGAGACCCUGGUGUUAAGGGGGACAGAGGGAACCCAGGAAGAACAGAGUUGGGAGACCAGGGGCUUCCAGGGCCUUCAGGGCCAAUGGGCCCCCAGGGAUACAGCAAGCCAGGCCACCCGGGGAGGCCUGGCCCCCCGGGCCUGGACGGGGCAGAGGGGAAGAGAGGGCCCCCCGGGGCCGCUGGGCAGCCGGGCGCCUGCCACCCCUCCACCUGUUACAGAGCCAUGAUGGUGAGGCACCGAGACCCCUUCAGGAAAGGACCAAACUAUUGAAAGCAAGAUGGCGGGCAGGUACACACGUGCAGUGCGGUCCAAGUCCCCGAUCUGGCCUCUUCAUGCUUGGCGAUGCCCAAACGGCAAAAUCUUUCCAAUCUCAGGAAGAUCUCACUCCUCUCAGUGUGUUCCUCAGUCCUGGAGACAGACAGUACCUCUCGACGUGUACAUACAGUAGCAAGUAUAUUACCAUGUGUGUCACAUGAUCUCUCUCUCUCUCUCUAUGAAUAAGUCAUCUUCGCCCCCCCCCCCCCCAUCCUCACAUUGUAAUAUCCUCAUCUCACAGUGUUUUUCGUGUGAGCUAAGUUAUGCUUUAAAACAACGUUGUUAAACAUUUCUUCCUUCUAGGGCCAAACAGUGAUCAGAGAUGUGAGCUGUUCAGAUCGAGUCUCAAGCAGAUUCGGCAGUAGUUAUUAAGAGAGACAGAAUUACUGUAUGAGCAGGGCUGCCUAUGCGCUGGCCUGGCCUCUACUGCCCUCUGGUGGAGCUUCUGAACAUCGCGUUCUACACUUCCAACUCAUCUCUUUACAGUUGUCCAUUUUCACUUAUUUAUGCAACUUUGCAUUGCUUUAAAAAACUAGAUCUGCUAUUCAACAAAAGAUGUUAGCCCUUAACAAUGUCUGUGGAAUUAUCUUAAAACUUUCAGGGCUAAACUGUGAGCUUGUUGUCUUUGCCAUAGAGCUGAAGCAGCGAGCUGGCUGUGUUCAUCGAUGAAUCGAGUCCACACCUCUCUUCCCCCCUCUGGAAAUCAUUUGAUUAGUGCAUACAAUAUGCCAGUAACAUGCCUUCAGCUCAUGAUAAUUAGCUAAGUAUUUUUGCUGUUAUUUAUAAAAUUGAACAAUUACUGUGUACCAAAGGGCUUCAUCAGAGUCAACUAGUUCUUUUUUUUUACAGUGUCUAAUUUUAUUUGUUAUUUUUGUGCUAAGGUGACUUUUGUAAUGAAUUUUGUUAUCAUUAAACCCUUUUUUACAAUU